Molecule: messenger RNA, 1559 nt
Organism: Metopolophium dirhodum (rose-grain aphid)
Lineage: Eukaryota; Metazoa; Arthropoda; Insecta; Hemiptera; Aphididae
Exons: 2
Coding region: 213-1559 (448 amino acids)
Molecular function (GO): nucleic acid binding
Source: RefSeq, a predicted model, not a curated record
GUCGGUUUUUCAGUAAACCAGUGGGCCUCAAUAUUUGAUCCAUCACAGGUGCGCGCCACUGGCGCGACGGGUACUAUACGUUUUGAAAAAAACAACUAACCUGCACCUUUAAAAAUGUCCCUGUCUUUUGUUGACUCUUGGCGCGUUCGGUACUGUAAUCUAUUGUGAAUUUAGCUGUGCAUACCUACAAUUUUUGAUCACGUGUUUUUGAAAUGGCGACUUUUACACACCACGAUAUUCACAGUCAAAGUAAAAAAGUGAUUUACCAGGUAUACGUUUUUUUUAAAAAAUUAUCCACUAUGGAAAAUUUAUCUGCUGAGUUUUUUAAAAAAACUCAAAAAAUUACUGCCGAAGCGUGUGGAAUAAGUGAACGAAGUAUACAAAAUAUUGUUGCUGAAGUAAAAAAAUAUGAAAACGAUGAUACACUAACACCAAGAAGCCUAUUCGUGUCACCGAGGAAAUCGUAUAAACGGAAGAAAGUCAUGAUAGAUAUUGACGAUUUCAAUGUUGACGUGGUCAGAAGAACUGUUCAUGAAUUUUAUGACCAAGGUAAAUAUCCAACAUCUCAAAAAAUUUGUGAAUCCAUGAGGAAAAAAAUUAACUUUGAAGGAUCAAAGUCAUCAGUACAGAGGAUUUUGCGCUCCUUGAACUUCAAAUACAAAAAGUGUUGUAAUGGACGUAAAUUUUUAAUGGAACGGAACGAUAUCGUGGCACUCCGAAACACAUUUUUGAGAAAAAUGUGUAAUUUACGUUCGAGUGGUUACACGAGACCUGUCAUUUAUUUAGAUGAGACUUGGGUGAACCAGAACCAUUCAAGAAACCAUAUUUGGCAAAACGAUAUGGAUAGCGAAGGAUUUAAAGUGCCAGCCGGUAAAGGCGGUCGUCUGAUUUUAUGCCAUGCUGGAGCAGCUAAAUUUGGAUUUAUAUGCGGCUCAAAAUUAAUUUUCUGGAGUAAAAAUGACGGUGACUACCACUCACAGAUGAAUAGUCAAAUAUUUCAUGACUGGUUUCAAAAUAUGCUGCAACUAUUGGACGAGCCAUGUGUCAUUGUUAUGGAUAAUGCACCAUAUCACAGCGUACUAGUGGAGAAUGUGCCGAAAUCAAAUACAAAAAAAUCCGAUGUUCGAAAGUGGCUAUCCGAAAAAGGCAUCGAUUUUUCUCCUACAGAAACCUUGGCGGAACUAAGAGAAAAAGUAAAAAUGGCAAAACCGCGUGAAAAACGAUACCAAUUGGACGAGUUGGCAUAUCAAAUGGGGCAUGAAGUGAUCAGACUUCCGCCUUAUCACUGCCAAUACAACCCGAUUGAACUAAUUUGGGCGCAGGUAAAAGGUGAAGUUGCAACCAAAAAUACGACAUUUAAAAUAGCCGACGUCGAAAAACUUAUGCACGAAGCCAUAGAUGCAGUUACCACAGAAAAUUGGGAAAAAUCUGUAAGACACGCAGAACAACUACAAAAUAAAGAUUUUGAAAAAGAAGGAUUCAGAGAUUGCAUAUUGGAACCCAUCAUUUUAACAAUCGACCCCAAUUGUAGCAGCAGUGAAGACGAAGACCACCUUUGA